UGUAGUUGUGUAGUCUAUGCUCCUCCCGUCUGUCCUUCUUGAUUUAAGAAAAGGGUAUGCGCACCGCCUGGGGGACACGCUGAGGAUUUAGUCAUAUCUGGAGUUCUCUUCUAAAGACUUACGUUAGUUUCAUUACUAUAUGGAAAUGCCCGUCAUAUUGGAGAGGAAAGGACAAAUACUAUAACGUUAAGUACAAAAAUCGGACCUUUCCCUCCAAAUAAUAGGUAGCCUAACAUUGGUCUAUUAAGAAGUGGUUAUAGCGAGCAGUGGUUGGUUACCGGUGUUUCCAUUUUAAAGAACAGCACUCUGUAGUUUGUUUUGAAGCAGUAAACUCCUCGUAGGAUUUGGUGCCACCUAUGUUGCUUUGAAAGUGAAAACAACGGACUGUUUGUUUGGUGAUCUAGUUUUAAGAUGGACUUGAAGCUGCUUCUGCUAUCAGCAUUAUUAUUACUCAUCUGUCAGAGCCGUGCCCAGCAAGAGGGAAGUUACUGCAUUAAAGCCAAUGCUAAGUCCUGUGGAGAAUGUAUUCAGGUGGGAGAGAAGUGUGGGUGGUGCACGGACCCUGAUUUCCUGAAGCAGGGGGAGCCCACGUCUGCGCGGUGCGACGAGCUGGACUCCCUCAAGAAGAAGGGCUGCGCGGUGGACAGCAUCGAGAACCCCCGUGGCAGCGUGACCGUAAACGUUAACAAAAACGUCACCAACCGCAAGGACAAGUCCGAGAAGGUCGAGCCUCAUGACAUCACCCAGAUCCAACCUCAGAGGAUCACUCUCAACCUCAGAUCUGGUGAAGCUCAGGCCUUUGACCUGAAGUUCAAGAGGGCAGAAGACUACCCCAUUGAUCUAUACUACCUCAUGGACCUCUCCUACUCCAUGAAGGACGAUUUGGAGAAUGUUAAAAACCUGGGAACGGAUCUGAUGAGAGAGAUGAAAAAGAUUACAUCAGAUUUCAGGAUAGGCUUCGGGUCGUUUGUGGAGAAGACGGUCAUGCCCUACAUCAGCACCACCCCGGCCAAGCUGCUGAACCCCUGCACAGGGGACCAGAACUGCACCAGCCCCUUCAGCUACAAGAACGUGCUGAGGCUGACCAGCGACGGACAGCAGUUCAACAAGCUGGUCAGCCAGCAGCAGAUCUCUGGGAACCUGGACUCCCCCGAGGGCGGCUUCGAUGCCAUCAUGCAAGUGGCAGUGUGCGGGGAGCACAUUGGCUGGAGGGACGUGACCCGCCUCCUGGUGUUCUCCACGGAUGCCGGCUUCCACUUCGCUGGAGACGGCAAGCUGGGCGGCAUCGUGCUGCCUAACGACGGGAAAUGCCACCUGGAGAACGGCAUGUACACCAUGAGCCACUACUACGACUACCCUUCAAUCGCCCAUCUGGUUCAGAAGCUGAGUGACAACAACAUUCAGACAAUCUUUGCGGUCACCAACGAUUUCCAGGCAGUUUACAAGGAACUGAAGAAUCUGAUCCCGAAGUCUGCAGUGGGAACUCUUUCCUCCAACUCCAGCAACGUGAUUAACCUGAUCAUUGAAGCCUACAAUGCUUUGUCUUCAGAGGUGAUCCUGGAGAACAGCAAGCUUCCAGAGGGGGUCUCCAUGACGUACCAGUCCCACUGCAAGAACGGCGCCAUCGGGGAGGGGGAGAGCGGCAGGAAGUGCUCCAACAUCUCCAUUGGAGACGAGGUGUCCUUCCACAUCAGCGUCAAGGCAAACAAGUGUCCGCAGCACGGAAAUGCUGAGGUCAUCAAGAUCAAACCACAGGGCUUCACCGAGGAGGUGGUGCUGGACCUGAGGUUCAUCUGCGAGUGCGACUGUCACAGCAAGGGCCAGCCCAACAGCAAGUUCUGCAACAACGGCAAUGGCACGUUCGAGUGUGGAGCCUGCAGGUGUAACCCAGGGCGGAUCGGCAGAGAGUGUGAGUGCAGCACUGAGGACGUCAACAGCGACGACCUGGAUGCCAACUGUCGCCGCGACAACGGCACGGACAUCUGCAGCAACAACGGCGACUGCAUCUGUGGGGCGUGCGAGUGCAAGAAGAGGGAACACGCAGAGGAGCGCUACAGCGGGAAGUUCUGCGAGUGCGACAACUUCAACUGCGACCGCUCCGACAACAAGCUGUGCGGCGGACACGGCAUCUGUGAGUGCCGAGUGUGCGUGUGCAACGCCAACUACACGGGCAGCGCCUGCGACUGCUCCCUGGACACCUCCACCUGCCUGGCCUCCAACAAGCAGAUCUGCAACGGGCGGGGCACCUGCGAGUGCGGCACCUGCAAGUGCACUGACCCCAAGUUCCAGGGGCCCACCUGCGAGAUCUGCCCCACCUGCCCCAGCGUCUGCACCCAGCACAAGGAGUGUGUCCAGUGCCGGGCCUUUGGGACGGGGGAGAAGAAGGACACCUGUGAGCAGGAGUGUAGCGACUUCAAGCUGAUCAAGGUUUCGGACCAGUCCAAACUCCCCCAGCCUGUGCAGAGCUUCCCCCUGGUGCACUGCAAGGAGCGAGACACCAACGACUGCUGGUUCUACUACACCUACGCCGUCAACAACAACACGGAGAAGGAGGUCCAUGUGGCCGAAAAGCUUGAGUGCCCGGCCGGCCCCGACAUCAUCCCCAUUGUGGCGGGCGUGGUGGCGGGAAUCGUGCUGAUCGGCCUUGCGCUGCUGCUCAUCUGGAAGCUGCUCACCAUCAUCCAUGACCGCCGGGAGUUCGCCAAGUUCGAAAAGGAGAAGAUGAAUGCAAAGUGGGACACGGGCGAGAACCCCAUUUACAAAAGCGCGGUGACGACUGUGGUGAACCCCAAAUACGAGGGCAAAUGAUGCAGCAGCAGCGGCACAACACUGCAUUACAGCACUGUAUGCAAGGGUGGGGGGGUAUGGGAUUAUGAAUUAUGGUGGUGUUGAGUCUGGUGGGUUAGUGGGGGUGCAAUUUGAGGGAGGGGUGGGUUUUUUUACUUUCACUUUCAUCAGUUUGUUUUUAUAGUCACAAUGAAAUAGCAGUGCGACUGGCCACUUUUUAAGUUUUACUAACAGUAGUUUUGCUCCUCUAUGCAUUUUUUGAUAAAUGUGUACUGUAUGUAUAAACUUGGAUUUUACUUUUACUUUUCGUUUUUUUUUUUUCAUUUUUCUUUUUUAAAAUUUUUUAAAUAAAUAUUUCAGUUGAAAAUUUUGCCACUGGACUGACAAGAUUAGUGCGGUUGAACUCGUACUUUCUGCAUGAGACCCAUGUAGAGAGUGAGAGUCAUUCUUCUUUUUUCUUUUCAUUUUUGAGCUGUUUUAUCAGAGCUCGGCAAGACCUGGGAGUAGAUGUUAAAAUGGUUUUACGUAGUGAUAGCUGGUGCUUUGUAUUGGCGUUGUUGUGUGUACAGCAAGUUGUUAAUGAAUUGUGUUCUGUGACAAGGCAGGAAGUGAAGACAUGGUCUCUUGGGUUAGGGUUAGAGUUUCUUUUGUCCUUUGUUGUGUGAGUAAAACAAUCAAUGAAAGUCGGGACAGAUAUGGAGGUGACUCCUAUCUUUGUGAGAGAAAGUCAUUAGAAAUAGAAUAGAAAUAGAAUAGAAAUGCCUGAUUUCUGUUAUUUUUCUAAUGUUUAAUUGUAAGGCCGUAAUGGAGGCUAGCACUGAAGGUCCAAGGAGCUGAAUUUCUAAGAACUCAGGUUUCUCACUAUUGUUAAACAUUGCCAAAAAUAACCACUUUGUGAGACAAAAUAGGCUCGUUUUAAUUUUAGUGUGUCAUAUUAGCCAUGGUAAGUGAACUUCAAAGGAUCUCAGAAUAUUUCCUGAGUCCCUUGUUAGAGAUUUGUUUUGUUUUGUUUUGUUUUUUUGUCCUCUAAUGUUUCUGUCACCUUGCUGUUUUCCAGUCAGGGUUUCUUCCGUGUGAAAGCUGAACUCAUUCAUGCCACCUUUUCCUGUUUUCAGACACCCGCUAAGGGAAGGCAUUAGUCUUCAGGCCCUCUUGCUGCACGUGUCACUGUCUUUUUUUAAAGUGCCUUUUUAUUUCAGCCUUCUGUUCACUUUUUUGCUAAACUGUUUCUGAAAUUUAUUUAUUAAAUAAAUUCCAAAAAUGACAAA
Anguilla rostrata (American eel) is the source of this 4055-nucleotide messenger RNA. RefSeq names its product integrin beta-1-like. The record is from RefSeq and is a predicted model, not a curated record. The transcript has 16 exons. Gene Ontology annotation, cellular component: focal adhesion; cell surface; integrin complex. The coding region runs from base 412 to 2808 and encodes 798 amino acids. Lineage: Eukaryota; Metazoa; Chordata; Actinopteri; Anguilliformes; Anguillidae. Gene Ontology annotation, molecular function: fibronectin binding; collagen binding involved in cell-matrix adhesion; C-X3-C chemokine binding. Gene Ontology annotation, biological process: cell adhesion mediated by integrin; cell-matrix adhesion; integrin-mediated signaling pathway.